GCGACACAAAACGGUAUCCCCCGGUGUCGUUUAACACGUGGUUUUGAAAAGCAACAAGGUUACAGAGCUGACACGCUAGAUCUUAUAGAUCCAUCGGAACGAAACUAAGACCUUCGUUCCGCCAUCUCCCCCUCAUCGGAACUGCCGUCCGCCACCGGGCAAUGGAAGAAUUGGACCAGUGGAAGGAACAGCUUCUCCACUUGUGGAGCCUAGCUGAAGAGCAACUCCGGCAGGUUCCCCCAGUUCAGCUCUACGCCGCCGCUGCCGUCCUCGUUUUCACCACCCUGCUGCUCCUAUCAUUGCGGUUGUUGAAGCGUGCCAAGUCCAACACCAUUGUAUUGACUGGCCUAAGUGGCGCCGGCAAAACUGUUCUCUUCUAUCAGCUUAGGGAUGGCUCUAUCCAUGGGGGGACUGUUACGUCAAUGGAACCUAAUGAGGAGACUUUUGUUCUUCAUUCUGAAACAACAGAGAAGCGGAAGACAAAACCCGUUCAUGUUGUCGACGUCCCGGGACAUUCUCGUCUUCGCCCCAAAUUGGAUGAAUAUUUGCCUCGGGCUGCUGGCAUAGUUUUUGUUGUUGAUGCUUUGGACUUCUUACCAAACUGCCGUUCUGCUUCAGAGUAUCUAUAUGAUAUUUUGACAAAGGGAAGUGUUGUGAAGAAGAAGAUUCCAUUGCUUAUUCUCUGCAACAAAACAGACAAGGUCACUGCUCAUACGAAGGAGUUUAUCCGCAGGCAGAUGGAGAAGGAAAUUGACAAAUUACGGGCAUCAAGAAGUGCAAUAUCGGCAGCGGACAUUAAAAAUGAGUUCACCCUUGGGGUGCCUGGAGAACCAUUUUCUUUUACCCAAUGUUACAACAAAGUUACAACUGCAGAUGCUUCUGGUUUAACUGGAGAUAUAUCUCAGUUGGAACAAUUUAUCAGAGAAUAUGUAAAGCCAUAGCUUGAUCUUAUGUAUGGAAAAUUAUAGAUCAUGUUGGGAUCGACAAGGUGAUUAGAUAGUUGAAAUCGUAUUGAUUGAACUGUAUUUUGAUUAAA
Molecule: messenger RNA, 1036 nt
Organism: Arachis duranensis
Lineage: Eukaryota; Viridiplantae; Streptophyta; Magnoliopsida; Fabales; Fabaceae
Exons: 7
Coding region: 162-941 (259 amino acids)
Biological process (GO): protein targeting to ER
Cellular component (GO): signal recognition particle receptor complex
Source: RefSeq, a predicted model, not a curated record